Messenger RNA from Schistocerca cancellata (South American locust), 2095 nucleotides. Its product is annotated as juvenile hormone acid O-methyltransferase-like. The record is from RefSeq and is a predicted model, not a curated record. The transcript has 5 exons. Bases 93 to 920 code for a protein of 275 amino acids. Lineage: Eukaryota; Metazoa; Arthropoda; Insecta; Orthoptera; Acrididae.
UCGCAACAAGCAACACCUCUUACGGAAGAAGCGACAGAGCUAGAGUGGUCAUUAAUCCAAUCACCCACGAAGCUUUGCACACACAGGUAGUCAUGGAAGGUCUCCAGCAUCAGCAGUCCAGCGUUCUGGAGAGGCAGCUAGUUCAGACGCUGCUGGAUGAGGUGUGGCCGCGUCUGAGCUGGUCCGCGCCGUCUAAGAACGCGCUGGUCAUUGGUUGUGCCACUGGAGAGACCAUGUGUCUCGACCUGUUGCCGCGAAUGCCGCAAGAUGUUUUCAUCGUCGCAGGCGACGGGAGACAAGAGAUGAUUAAUGAGUGCGUAGCAAGAUUUCCUUUCGAUAACGUGGGCUUCAUUGUCGUGGACUUCGGGACUCCUGACAUCCAAGCGACUCAAGCAUGGAACCUGGUGCCGUACACGAAGAUCUUCAGCUUCUUCUACUUGCAGUCGAUACGGGAUCAGAACCAGGUGAUGGAGAACAUCUACAAGCUCCUGGUCGACGGUGGAGAAGCAUUUAUCGUGAUGAUCAUCUACACGGCUGUGGAUUCCCUGUAUCUGGCUCUGUCAAGGGCGGAUUAUUGGAAUCUGUAUGUGCAGGAUUAUAGGCACUUCGUGACGCCGUAUCAGUUGUUAGAUGAUCCUGCAGACGUACUGAGAGGUUUUCUGGAGGACGCCGGGCUCCAGAUCAUAAAUGUUGAGUGCAGAGAAGUCAACUUCAGUUCUCAGAACAUAAACGUCAUAAGAGAGGGAGUGAGAGCUACAAACCUUUUCCACAGUAGGCUACCACCUGCAGUGCAGUUAAGCUACUGGGAGGACUGCAUAUCCGAGGUACGCAGCAAUGGUAAGCUAAUAUUGCCCCAUCCCAAUGAUGCGAUGUACCACUACAGAUACAACGCGCUCAUCGCCCACGUAAUGAAACCGUGACUUCUCGAUAACCCCUACCCUCUUUCGUUCAUCUGGUAUGGCCGCCAACGUCCGAACCGCUCACACCUUAAUUCUUUUAAUGCAAACUUCCAUUGUAAUUGACACUUCAGUGAUACAAUACUUGACAUUCAAGUUUUGCAGUCACGUCUUCGGGCAAGUAUAGCAUGACUGGUGAGCGAAGAUCACAUUAUCAACACUUGCUUCCAGAUGAGAUGAAUUCCCGAUCACGAACUCUUUCACUACGUCUGAAACUAAAGUGGACAUGAAACGUGUGUGUUUAAUAUUAAAUUUUUCAGAAGUUAUGAAAUCACUCGGCCAGAGGAGCUUCAUACCUCCAAUUUCUACACGUUUUCCUACCAGCUACUCGAGAUGCCCUAGUAAUGGUUGACUGGUGCAAAGAAACAGAAGAGGAAUCCAUCAAGAGCGAAAAGUUGUUUCCGCAUUCGAAAUAAUCAUCUCCACUAGGUGAUGGACUUCCUGUGAACGGUCGAUCACACGAGAAGAAAAAUUACGAAGCCAGCUUAGCUCAAAUAAGAUACUUUGUACAGGAUGGCGUGCAAUUCACGGAUUCCUGUUGUUCAGCGGAAGAGACUGCACGGAAACACACAUUAGCUUUCAGAUACUGCAUCGAUUAAAGUAAUUCUAUUUUAUUUAUACACUGCCUCUUAACCUUGUCAGUUCUUAAAUACUUUGUAAAUACUUUAUAAAUAUUUAUUGUUCUUUGUUGAAAUAUUUGUAUUUUGGCGAGACGUUUGAGACAAUUAAUGCAUGUACUUUAACUACUGCAAAAAUUAUCUUGUGAAUACAUUGAUAGAGAAUAUACCUGUGUAUCCAAAGUAUUAACGAGCAGUCAUCCUACCUGUGGUAUCAUCCUGGUCCGUCAUAAUUCUACUGGAAAAAUAAUUUUUAACAAUUGCUGUUACAAGUUAGUAAUAACUAGAAAGUAAUUUACCGACAGAGUGAAGCUAAUCACUGAGCUGUUGCCCACUUUUCAAAUGAAAUUCGCAUUUCAUUCAAGUCAUUUGUCAGAGAGUAGCUUCAUGCUGACAAUAAUCCUCAAUGGUAAUGGCGUCCAGACCAGUUCUCUGCUACCCUAGGUCGCUACUGGCUAAACAGUUGGCGUCCAUUCGUCAACAAAGGGCUUACGGCAUCUCUUCUCAUUCGGUUUAAUCGGA